Cydia pomonella (codling moth) is the source of this 1439-nucleotide messenger RNA. RefSeq lists its product as uncharacterized. The transcript is spliced from 7 exons. The coding region runs from base 138 to 1181 and encodes 347 amino acids. Gene Ontology annotation, molecular function: myosin light chain binding. Lineage: Eukaryota; Metazoa; Arthropoda; Insecta; Lepidoptera; Tortricidae. Gene Ontology annotation, biological process: spermatogenesis. The record is from RefSeq and is a predicted model, not a curated record.
AUGUCACCAGUGAUUCGCAGUACUAUGGAGAACAAAUUGAAAGUUAAUCUACAGGAAUCUAUUUUAGAAUCAUGGUUUAAUUAAUUUUUAGGACAGGUAUUUGAUUUCGGCAUGGAAAGUUAAAAAAAUUAUGCAAAAUGCCCAAAACUAUAGAACUCACAGUUGAAAUUGUUGUGCAGAGAGUAUCCUGUCCAGGCGUGUGGCUGUGUCAAGAUGGCAGUGUCUCGCUCAUCGUGUCUGCUCUGGGCACAAGCUAUGAAACCUGUACACUACCUCCCACCUUCCCCCUCGAGUUCAAUGACAGACUGUACUUCCGGAAGAGGUUCCAAGAAACCUGUGCAUUGAGUAACAUGUGUUGUUUAUUGAAAGACGAAACCUUAUACUGCGAGCUAGUGCAAUGGUGCCAGAGCUGUGAAUCUGGUGAAUGCAAUAUCCUUGCCCAGUACCUCGGCUCCCUAAGUGAUGUUCUGUUCCCGCCAAAGAUGUGUUGCAGUGAUGGGGUGGACUUGCUUAUGAGAAGGUCUAAGAAGUAUCCUGGAAUUCUCUCGCCAAAGAUCGAGAUAGCUACAAAGGUCCGCAUAGAUGAAGUUUGGAACGAGAAAUCCGAGCCAUUUAAUGUGAACAUUCAGAACAUCAAAAAUAUCACCAAUUGCAACUGUAUUCCUCGGUCAGGGCCAAGGCAGAAAACCGUCUGCCAUACUCCAGAGUAUCACAGAAACAAAUGUCCUACUGGCAUACCGGGCACGAAGUCCCGGUCGAGGUCCAGAUCGCGGUCCGGGGGCUCCGGUAGCAGUGUCAGUCGCGGGCAAGACAAAUUUCGAUGUGCAUACUCCGAUUCUGCAUGCAAGAGAGCGACAUCCGCGCAGAGUCCGCGGCAGCGAGACUAUUGCGUGUUCAACGUGAACGUAGCCCCGGACGACUGUUGGAACAGUGCCGCCGGCAACUAUGAUGAUGAUGAUGUUGACCGGAGUAGACAGCCGCGUGCGGCUACUAGCGAGGACAAGAAAGUAUUACUCGAGAGCCGAUACGUAGAUGACGAUGAGGUACACACUCACGAGUACGAAGACAUACCAACUAUAAGCCAUGCAAACGUAUACGACAAAAGCAAACCAUGCGUCUGCGAAAUCUGUAAACGAUAUCACGAAUUAUUUCAUACGGACUCGGAUGCACACGUUUCGUGAGAACCAAAAAUAACUUGUAUGAACAUUAUCAUAAGAUACAAAAUGUCUUUGCCCCUUCGUAAGUACCUGUUGCAAUAUUUAAUAUUGUUCGUAACACUGCCUUAUUUAUUUAGGAUUGAAAUUUUAUUGUUAUAUUGUUUUUUUUACGAAUUUAAUGUAAUUAAUCAUGAAAUAAAACGAAACACACAUUUAUUAAAUUUAUUUUUAUUAUGCCGAAGGUAAGGUAACUUAACAAUUAUUAUAUAAUUAUCUAAUUGA